GGGUCUUCUAGAUUUCAGCGCUCGCUGUCGACGGUAGAGCCGCGUGCUGCUUUCGUGAUGUAUCACCAGCCUGUGCUCAAAAACAGGCGCACUCUCCUCGAGAGAGCAGAGAAAUUUAUCUCUGCUAUUUACUUCACGGACUGCAACCUGAGAGGACGACUCUAUGGAGACUCCUCCCCGCUGGAGACCCUGUCCUCCUUCCUGUCCUCAAAACGGAUCACAUUCACAGAGGCCUCUCAGCAGACCUUUGUGCCUUAUAAAGUUGGUGAUACCUUUGGACCCACGUGGUGGACUUGCUGGUUUAAAGCGACCCUGAAAAUACCAGAGUCUUGGAAAGGGAAAGAGGUUCAUCUUCUGUGGGAAAGUGAUGGAGAGGCAAUGGUUUGGCGAGACGAGCAGCCAGUUCAGGGCCUGACCAAAGACGGUGAGAAGACGAGUUACAUCCUGUCAGACUGUCUGGCAGAUGAGGAGCCACAUAGCGUCACCCUUUAUGUGGAGGUGGCCUGCAACGGCCUUUUUGGAGCUGGUCAAGGCUCCAUGAUUGCAGCCCCAGAUCCAAACAGCAAGUUUUCUGUACAGAAGGCUGAGCUGGUGGUAUUUAACCGCGACGUACAGGACCUGCUGACUGAUUUUGAGAUGCUGAUUGACAUCGUAAAGGAACUCGGAGAGGGAGAGCAACGGGGCUACCAGGCGCUCUUCACCGUCAACGAGAUGGUGAACCUCUGCGACCCCGCUGAUCCCAGCUCCUUCUGCAAAGCUCACAGUCUGGCCCACGUCUUUUUCAGCCAGCGGAACGGGGAGAGCCAGCACACUGCCCAUGCGAUGGGUCACUGUCACAUAGACUCAGCUUGGCUCUGGCCCUACGAAGAGACCAUUCGCAAAUGCGGCCGAAGCUGGGUGACGGUGAUCCGUCUGAUGGAGAAGAACCCGGACUUUGUUUUUACUUGCUCUCAGGCCCAGCAGUUCCAGUGGGUAAAGAGCUGGUACCCGGGGCUCUUCUCCCAGAUUCAGCAUUACGUUAAGAAAGGCAAAUUCAUUCCAGUUGGAGGGACGUGGGUGGAAAUGGAUGGCAACCUGCCCUCAGGUGAGUCCAUGGUCCGGCAGUUCCUUGAAGGCCAGCGCUUCUUUAACCACGAGUUUGGGAUCCAUUGCAAAGAGUUCUGGCUUCCGGACACGUUUGGCUACUCUGCUCAGCUGCCUCAGAUAAUGCAGCGCUGUGGCAUUUCCAAUUUCUUGACACAGAAGCUCAGCUGGAACUUGGUUAACACCUUUCCCCACAACACAUUUUUCUGGGAAGGUCUGGAUGGAUCCAAGGUUUUGACUCACUUCCCACCAGGAAAUUCCUACGAAAUGAAGGGCAAGGUUGAAGAGCUGGUGAAAACCGUGAAGAAUAACAAGGACAAAGGACGAGCCAAUCACAGCGCGGUGCUGUUUGGCUUUGGCGACGGAGGCGGCGGGCCCACGCAGCUGAUGCUAGACCGACUGCGCCGGGUACAGGACACAGAUGGACUUCCCAAGGUUCGGACGUCCAGCCCUGAUCAGCUGUUCUCUCAGCUUCAGGCUGACUCCGCUCUGCUUUGUACUUGGACCGGAGAGCUCUUCCUUGAGCUGCACAACGGCACCUACACGACACAGGCUCAGAUCAAACGAGGGAACCGGCACUGUGAGGUGCUGCUUCAUGACAUUGAGAUAGCCAGUAGCUUGGCGCUGUGUCGGAACGGGACCUUUCAGUAUCCUGUGGAAAAACUGCAGGAGCUGUGGAGGCUGCUUCUUCUAAAUCAAUUCCAUGAUGUGAUCCCGGGCAGCUGUAUAGAGAUGGUUGUGGAGGAUGCACUACGCUAUUAUGAAGAUAUCCGCAGCAAGGGCGCUGCACUGCUGCAUGAUGCUUUAGGAGCCCUCGGGUCAAAAGGCAUCUCCACUGGUGUGUUCAACUCUCUGCCAUGGGAGCGCCAUGAAGUCAUCCAGAUUCAAGAUAGUGCCGGUACACCUGGCCUGGCUCUUGUGAGGGUUCCCAGCAUCGGUUUGUCCCCUGUGAAAGACACACAGCCCGUGGCUCCGGUCUCUGUCACUUCUCAGGCCGACGGCACCGUCGUCAUGGAGAACGGGAUUUUACAGAUUGUCGUAAACAAAGAUGGCACCUUGGCGUCGUUGUAUUUGAUCGAUGCUGGCAGAGAAGCCAUCUCUGAGAGCUGUCAAGGGAACCAGUUUAUCAUGUUUGAUGAUGUCCCUCUGUACUGGGAUGCUUGGGAUGUAAUGGACUACCAUCUGCAGACAAGGAAGCCGGUUGUGGAGGUGGAGCAGCCUCCUCACGUGGUGUCCUCAGGUGGGCUCCGAGGAAGUGUCCGCUUCACCCUCCGGAUCAGCGAGAAGAGCACUUUAACGCAGGAGAUUGUCAUGGACGCCAUGUGUCCUUACAUCAAAUUCAACACCGAGGUGAAGUGGGCGGAGUCACACAAGUUUCUGAAGGUGGAGUUCCCGGUGCGAGUGCACGGCCCCAAUGCUACAUAUGAGAUCCAGUUUGGCCAUCUGCAGAGACCCACACACAGGAACACCUCGUGGGACUGGGCCAGGUUUGAGGUUUGGGGUCACAAAUGGGCCGAUCUGUCGGAGCACAACUUUGGGGUUGCGCUGCUGAAUGAUUGCAAAUAUGGCUACUCAGUCCACAAGAACACAAUGACGCUUUCCCUACUGAGAGCGCCCAAGGCACCAGACGUCAAUGCCGACAUGGGGACGCAUCACUUCACCUACGCGGUCAUGCCACACACGGGAUCUUUCCAAGAGGCCUCGAUCAUCCAGAGUGCGUACAACCUGAACUUCCCUCUGAGGCCAAUCUGGUGCCCUGCUGACACAGAACCCUGGAGCGCCUUUUCAGUCAGCAACACAGCGGUCAUCCUUGAGACCAUUAAACAGGCGGAGGACCGGAAAGGAGCACUCGUAGUCCGGCUUUAUGAGUCACAUGGGAGCAGCGUGACGGCAACGCUUUCCACCGCCCUUCCAGUCAGGGAAGCCUGGCAUUGUGAUUUCCUGGAGAGAGACGACCCCACGCAGCCGGCACGCGUUACACCGGAGGGGAUCACUCUGAACUUCAGCCCCUUCCAAAUAGUUUCCCUUCUCCUCACCUUGUAAAAGAUGCAGCUGGUAACCAAACCUGAGGGUGGUCCCAAAUAGCACAUCCAGAGACUAGAAACUAGUUAAAUGCGUCAUCUAGGGCUGCAGUUUGUUAGUGGAUUUAAAAAAAAUAAUUGAAUAAAAUCAAUCAUUACAA
Gasterosteus aculeatus aculeatus (three-spined stickleback) is the source of this 3265-nucleotide messenger RNA. RefSeq names its product mannosidase, alpha, class 2C, member 1 (gene man2c1). NCBI's taxonomy places the organism in Eukaryota, Metazoa, Chordata, Actinopteri, Perciformes, Gasterosteidae. Gene Ontology annotation, molecular function: carbohydrate binding; alpha-mannosidase activity. Gene Ontology annotation, biological process: mannose metabolic process; oligosaccharide catabolic process. The record is from RefSeq and is a predicted model, not a curated record.